AUCAACUCAAAUUCGAAACUCAAUUGAAAAUCUCAUCAUCUUCGUAGCUAAAGUGAUUCCGGCACACUCACACACAAAAUCUCGUUCUUCUUCUUCUUCUCCAAAAACCCUAGAUUUCUCGUAUCGCAAUCGAUCAGAAAACCCUAUUUCCCCCACAUUGACACACAAAAUCUUAGUUUUUCGAAAACCCUAAAUUAGUGUGUGUGUGUGUUUCUUAAAGAGUAAAGCAAAGAUGAGGAUUAUGAUAAAGGGAGGAGUAUGGAAGAACACGGAAGACGAGAUUUUAAAGGCGGCUGUGAUGAAGUAUGGGAAAAAUCAAUGGGCUCGUAUUUCUUCAUUGCUUGUUCGUAAAUCUGCUAAACAGUGUAAAGCUCGUUGGUAUGAAUGGCUAGAUCCUUCAAUUAAGAAGACUGAAUGGACUAGAGAAGAAGAUGAGAAACUACUUCAUCUUGCAAAGCUCAUGCCCACUCAAUGGAGGACAAUUGCACCAAUUGUUGGUCGCACACCAUCCCAGUGCCUUGAACGUUAUGAGAAACUUCUUGAUGCAGCUUGUACUAAGGAUGAGAACUAUGACCCUAAUGAUGAUCCGAGAAAAUUGAAGCCUGGAGAGAUUGAUCCUAAUCCGGAAUCCAAGCCUGCUCGUCCUGAUCCUGUUGAUAUGGAUGAGGAUGAGAAAGAAAUGCUCUCCGAGGCACGGGCUCGGUUGGCCAACACAAGAGGCAAGAAGGCUAAACGGAAAGCUAGAGAAAAGCAGCUUGAAGAGGCUCGAAGGCUUGCUUCUUUACAGAAGAGGAGAGAGUUGAAGGCUGCUGGAAUAGAUGCCCGUCAAAGGAAGAGAAAAAGGAGAGGAAUUGAUUACAAUGCUGAAAUUCCCUUCGAAAAGAAGCCUCCUCCAGGUUUCUAUGAUGUUACUGAGGAAGACCGUCCAGUAGACCAACCUAAGUUUCCAACUACCAUUGAAGAACUAGAAGGGGAAAGGAGAGUCGAUAAGGAAGCUCGUCUAAGAAAGCAGGAUAUUGCAAGGAAUAAAAUUGCAGAAAGGCAGGAUGCCCCUACAGCCGUAUUGCAUGCGAACAAACUUAAUGAUCCAGAAGCAGUGAGGAAGAGGUCGAAACUGAAUCUUCCUGCACCACAGAUUCCCGACCAUGAAUUGGAGGCCAUAGCAAAGAUAGGAAUUGCCAGUGAUUUAAUUGGGGGAGAUGAACUCUCUGAAGGGAAUGCUGCAACACGCGCUCUUCUUGCAAAUUAUGCCCAGACACCACAGCAUGCAAUGACUCCUAUGCGAACACCUCAGAGAACUCCUUCAACUAAGCAUGACGCCAUUAUGAUGGAAGCAGAAAAUCAAAGGAGAUUAACAGAGUCUCAGACACCUUUACUUGGUGGCGACAAUCCUUUGCUGCACCCCUCAGAUUUCUCGGGUGUCACUCCUAGGAAAAGGGAAGUUCAAACACCAAACCCACUCUUAACUCCUUCAGCGACUCCUGGAGCCACUCCUGGAGCCAUGAGCCUUACUCCCAGACUUGGCAUGACACCAUCAAGGGAUUCUUAUGGCAUGACACCCAAAGGAACUCCCAUGAGGGAUGAGCUACGCAUUAAUGAAGAAAUGGAUAUGCACAAUAAUGCUAAACUUGGGCAGUUCAAUUCAAAAAGAGAAUUGCUUUCUGGUUUGAAAGGCCUUCCUCAGCCUAAGAAUGAGUACCAGAUAGUCGUCCAGCAACCUCCUGAAGAAAAUGAAGAACCAGAAGAGAAGAUUGAAGAAGACAUGUCUGAUAGGAUUGCUAGGGAGAAGGCUGAAGAAGAAGCAAGGCAACAAGCUUUACUCCGGAAAAGGUCAAAAGUAUUGCAAAGGGAGCUCCCUAGACCUCCCGUUGCUUCAUUAGAACUAAUAAGAAGUUCCUUAAUGAGAGCUGAUGAAGACAAGAGCUCCUUUGUUCCUCCUACACUAAUUGAGCAGGCUGAUGAAAUGAUUAGAAAGGAACUUGUGUCUUUGCUAGAACAUGAUAAUACCAAAUAUCCUCUAGAUGAAAAAGCAGAGAAGGAGAAGAAAAAAGGGGCCAAGCGAAAAGUGGUUGUUGAACCUGCUAUUGAGGAUUUUGAGGAAGAUGAACUAAAAGAGGCUGAUGGAUUGAUCAAGGAUGAGGUUCAGUUUCUUCGUGUGGCAAUGGGACAUGAGAAUGAAUCUCUUGAUGAAUUUGUCGAAGCACACAAUACAACUUUGAAUGAUAUCAUGUACUUCCCUACCCGGAAUGCUUAUGGUCUCUCAAGUGUUGCGGGAAACAUGGAAAAGCUGGCUGCUUUGCAGUAUGAGUUUGAGAAUGUGAAGAAGAAAAUGGAUGAUGACACUAAGAAAGCAACAAAACUUGAGCAGAAGAUCAAAGUUCUUACUAAUGGAUAUCAGAUGCGAGCUGGAAAACUUUGGUCACAGAUUGAGACAGCCUUUAAGCAAAUAGACACAGCAGGGACAGAGCUUGAGUGCUUCCGAGCAUUACAAAAACAAGAGCAGCUAGCAGCAACACAUAGGAUCAAAAAUCUGUGGGAAGAAGUUCAGAAGCAAAAGGAGCUUGAGCGUAUCUUACAGAAAAGGUAUGGUGACCUUAUAGCAGAUAAGGAAAAGAUCCAGCAUCUCAUGGAUGAGUAUAGAAAACAAGCUCAAAUGCAGGAAGAAAUUGCAGCAAAAAAUCGGGCUCUUGAGUUGGCCAAGGCAGAAAAGGAGAGUGUACCAUCCGCUGCUGAUGUGGAAUCUUCAGGUACCGGCCAGUGCUCCAAUACAGAGGAAAAUCUUGCUUCUGCCUCUCAUGUACCAUCGGCUACCAUGGAAGCUGAUGAUGUGCAUAUGGAGCCUUCAGGUACCGACCAGUGCUCUAAUGCAGAGGAAAAUUCUGCCUCUGCCUCUGAUGUACCAUCUGCUUCUAUUGAAGCUGAUGCUGUGCAUGUGGAGCCUUCAGGUACCGGCCAGUGCUCCAAUGCAGAGGAAACUUCUGCUUCUGCCUCCCUUGAUGCAACUCUUCAGGAUGUAAAGGGACAGGUGAAAAAGGGUGACGACUCCACAAUGGAUGUUGAAGCUAUAAGUGACCGUGUACCUACGGAGGGUCAGAAAAACCUAGUAGAAGAGAGUAAUGGGGAUGGUACUAAAACAGAAGACUCGAUUAUGGAGGGUCAGCAAAACCUAGUUGAAGAGGGUAACAGGGAUGUUACUAAAACCAAAGACUCUGGAGUAGUAGCAGGUGAUAGGGAGGCUGAUCCUGCGGACUUGUAAGGUUCUACUAAAAAAGUGGUUAUUGGUUCACUAGUUUUAUAAUCCUGUUUCCAUACAUUUUUGUAACCAAGUUUUGCUUCAUUUCAAGAAUGUCUUGUAUGGUUGGAUGAGAAUUCGAAAUUGUCAAAUUUGAACUGUGGUUUAGCUGCC
Lycium ferocissimum is the source of this 3406-nucleotide messenger RNA. Its product is annotated as cell division cycle 5-like protein. The transcript has 4 exons. The record is from RefSeq and is a predicted model, not a curated record. NCBI's taxonomy places the organism in Eukaryota, Viridiplantae, Streptophyta, Magnoliopsida, Solanales, Solanaceae. The coding region runs from base 233 to 3256 and encodes 1007 amino acids. Gene Ontology annotation, biological process: mRNA splicing, via spliceosome. Gene Ontology annotation, cellular component: spliceosomal complex; Prp19 complex.